Coregonus clupeaformis (lake whitefish) is the source of this 1596-nucleotide messenger RNA. Its product is annotated as recoverin. The transcript is spliced from 5 exons. The record is from RefSeq and is a predicted model, not a curated record. NCBI's taxonomy places the organism in Eukaryota, Metazoa, Chordata, Actinopteri, Salmoniformes, Salmonidae. The coding region runs from base 517 to 1128 and encodes 203 amino acids. Gene Ontology annotation, molecular function: calcium ion binding.
GUGACGUCUCAUGUUCAUAGUUGUUUUUUGCCUAUCACUGAGUAUCAGUGUAAAACAGUUAGGUAACACACUGAUACCAAUCUAAUCAGACGGUAUUAGACCAUGAGGUUCCCUGCUGUUUAAUCCUAUCCAUUUCAAGGUUCCCUGCUGUUUAAUCCUAUCCAUUUCAAUGGAGGUGUAAAUUGGGUGCACUGACAAUCACCAGCUGUGUAUAUUAUAAUCUCCCCUACACCCAGUCAAGACCAAUACCAAUCUAUCUUGGUUUAAAUAGCAGAGAACAGGAGGGCCAGUGUUUGUUUCUGGUCAGACCUUACACCUUAGGCAUAACAGCGGCAUCAGGCUAGGGUUGAGCAGGUUCCCUCACACGAGAGCGCAGAGAAACCGAGAGACUGUGGAAGAGAAAGAAAUCUGAGAGAGAACAAAGAAGGGAUAGAGCAAUAGAAAGAGCAACAGACAGAAAGAGAGGGAAGAAGUAGAAAGAAAAAUAGAGGACAACGAGCCCGAAACAGAGGAGAGAUGGGCAACAGCAAAAGUGGCUCCCUGUCCAAGGGUCUCCUAGACGACCUGAAACUGAACACCAAGUACAGCGAGGAGCAGCUAUGUACCGGGUACCAGAACUUCCUGAGAGAGUGUCCCAGCGGGCGAAUCAGCAAGCAGCAGUUUGAGGCCAUCUAUGCCAAAUUCUUCCCCGACGCAGACCCCAAGGCCUACGCACACCACGUCUUCAGGAGCUUCGACUCCAACAGUGAUGGGACGCUGGACUUUAAGGAGUACAUAAUGGCCCUGCACUUGACCUCCUCUGGGAAGACCAUACAGAAGCUGGAGUGGGCGUUCAACCUGUACGACGUCGACCACAGCGGAAGAAUAACCAAGAAGGAGAUCCAAGAGAUCGUCAAGUCGAUAUUCAACAUGAUCUCCAAAGAGGACCAGAAGAAUCUUCCUGAUGAUGAGAACACACCAGAGAAGAGAGCUGAUAAAAUCUGGGACUUCUUCGGCAAGAAAGAAAAUGAUAAGCUAACAGAGGAGGAGUUUAUCCAGGGAGUGAUGGACAACAAGAACCUCCUCAGACUGGUCCAGUUUGACGAGCCACAGAAGGUCCAGGAGAGACUGAAGGAGAUGAAACAUUAGCAGUCUUUUUUUUCACUUCAACUUUAUGUGUCCAGGUUAGUCUCACUGGGGACAAAAUAUUCACAUCAAGAGAGACCUGAUGCUUGCAGUUUUUGCGGUUAUGUUUGUAACAUAGUACUUUUUCAAGUGUGUCAUCGGAGCAGCAUGUCCAUGUGGUAUCUUUUGUGUCAUUACCGUAUGUACUUUUUUAUUAUUUAGUCAUCAGUAGCAGAGAUUUGUUUCAAACACAAAAGGUAAUACAAAAUUCAUUUAAUGUAUAUAUUCCUUUAAGGAUACAUUUUAGAUAUGACAAAUACACAAUAAUACCCACAUCAUGCACAUUACUGUAACACGUAUCCUUCACACUGUACUUUGCAAAAUACCAAUAUUAGUAUGUUCAAUACCAACAUUUUCUGACAACAAAUAAUUUAGACUUACCUGUCAAAGCUCUACUGUUUUGAGUUAUUAAAUUGUGUUUAUAUACCUGCA